Molecule: messenger RNA, 1257 nt
Organism: Thlaspi arvense
Lineage: Eukaryota; Viridiplantae; Streptophyta; Magnoliopsida; Brassicales; Brassicaceae
Source: the annotation of a GenBank genome assembly
GUUGAUCCAGGUUGUCUGAGAAUAUGUGAUUUGCCCGACGAUUUGCUAUUGCGGAUCAUACGCUUCUUCCCGGCAAAAGAUGCAGUGGCCACUUCGAUCUUGUCUAAACGAUGGAGUAACGUCUGGAAGAUGCUGCCUAGACUCGACUUCAGAGAGAAGCAAGGCAGCGAGAGCGUUGGGUGGUUUAUUGACAAGUCACUGCAACUUCUUAAGGCACCGAGACUAUUUCUCCUGAAUGUCGAACUGGGUCCACGAUGUCCUGUUGACGUAGAUGUCAGAAAGUGGGUUGAGAAGGCAGUGAAACUCGGUGUGAUAAGCUUAGUUUUCAAGCUCCUCUGGACAGGAGAGCCCACAAGCUUACCUAAGAGCCUUUACACAUGCGACACGCUCGUUACUUUAUCUCUAUCCAACCAGAUUCUCGUCGAUGUUUCUUUCCCGGCUUGCCUGCCAUCUCUCUUAUCUCUGGAACUUAUCAAGGUGGUGUACAAAGACGAUGACUCUCUUGCAAGGCUUUUAUCGAGUUCCCCUGUUCUCAACGAACUACUGGUUGAACGACGUGAUGAAGAUGACAACUUGACAAACUUUACCGUGAAAGUACCUUCGUUGAAAAUAUUAUGUUAUACUAAUACUCGCGAGGAAGAGGAAGAGGAAGAGGAAGAGGAAGAGGAAGAGGAAGAGGAAGAGGAAGAGGAAGCGGAAGCGGGAGAGUAUUGUAGUUUGAUAGAGAAUAUGCUUUGCCUUGAUGAGGUAUACAUCGGCUAUGUUCCUAACCAUGAUGAAAAGUUCCUGACAUGUCUUUCUUCUGCCAGACGUCUGUGCUUGCAUUUAUCCGAAUCAAUGGUUGCGUGUUGUAACGCCAUUAAUUUCUAUCGGCUCGUGGAUUUAGACGUUGCUGCAGGAGAACCAGUAGAUUGGUUGAAACCACUUAUUUUGUUGCUUCAAAACUCUCCUCAACUGAAAACUCUUACGAUCGACGUCGACACCUCUGGGCCGUGCUCGUGGAACCAGCCGAGUACUGUUCCUCGAUGCUUAUCUUCUCAUCUAGCGAUUGUUAGGUGGAAAAACUAUGGAGGCAAAGAACAUGAGAAACAACUACUGACAUACAUUCUCGCAAACUCAAUCUGUUUAAAGACAGUGGAGAUCGAUCUCUCACUUAUACCAACCUGCGAUCUUCAAGAGUGCCAAAAGGAGUUGGAAUCUAUGCCGAUGAUUUCACCGUCAUCUAGGCUUCUUUAUUCUACCCCUGAUGCCCAAUGA